AACUAAAAUUUUGUAAAAAAAAAUUACUAUUCAGUUAACGAUUAAACGUGCAAGAGUAAAGUUUCGAAUUGAGACAAAGAAACGCAGAGAAACGUACACAAAAAUAAAUUUUUAUUCUUAACCACCAUCUAGCUGCUCUGUUCGUUCUUCCCCUCCGGCUGUCUUCUGGUUAUUGUGUUGAAAUGUUUUUCAUGUGAUUUUUGUUUGCCUUUAAAUCACCAAAAACUUAAUUAAAAUAUUAUAGUUUUUUGUUUUUGUUAAUUCUUCCAAAAAAUAUAUAAAUUAUAAAUGUUUUAACAUGCUGCAAAGUUCAUCAUCAUCGCAUAUUAAAAGUCAACUUCGUGCUGUCAGCUGUUGUUUAGUGGUGCUACUGCUUUUUCAAACUCAGUUUCAACAAUCAGAAGCUCUAAUCGUUCCCAAUGAAUUGCCCUCGAUUCUAUCACUGGUUUACUCCAAUAUACCACCAAUUAAAAAAGGUACCGAUUCUCGUCUAGGUUUUGGUUUCAGACUAGGAGAACAUGCUGAUUUUCAAGUACUACUCGAAUUGGGACCACAAAAAGAAACCCGGCCUAUAGGAGAUACAGAUGAUUCCGACGGCUCUUCCUUCAAUAAGAGACAAGUUAAUAAGCGUCAACAAUUACGAGUACAACAUGAGAUGAGCUCAACAGAACGUUCUGCUGCCACUUGGUUGGAAAAAUGGUCAAAUGAUGCCAACAAUUCCAAGAAGAAGGUUAAAACAAGCAAAAAACAAAUUGCCAAUAAACCAGCGGAAAUGCCACCAGCCAUGCCCCAGAUGCCUGAACAAACCUUAAGACAAUUACAAAUGUUAUACAAAAUGGCUACCAGUUCAACGCCAGAACCUGAACAAGCCACAUCUACUGAGAGUACCUUAAAGCCGGGAGAAAUAAGUGCUGCCACCCAUUUGCAGGAGAGAUUGAAAACUUUCAAAGCUCCCUCGAAUGUAGAAGAAUUGCAGGUUUUGCUGCAUAAACCUACAGGAAAAACAAAAACCGAAAUCACUAAAGAACUAAUGGAUGUCAAUGUGGAAGAGUGAUUUUAUUUUGUAAAGAAAAUUUUUGUAAAUUAUUUGUAUGGUGGUGAUAUAUUUUAUCUGUUCUUAUACUCUUUGAUAUGUAUUUUAGUUAAUUAAUUUAGCUUAUGUUGCUUUGUAUAAAAUUAGUUAUUUUUUUGUAUAUAAAUUUUACUCUUUUGUAAUAAAAUACAUAUUAAUAUUAGUUAAGUGCAAAAUAUGUAAAUUUUAAAUAAAAUCAUUUACAACG
This is a messenger RNA of Lucilia sericata (common green bottle fly), 1280 nucleotides long. RefSeq lists its product as uncharacterized. The transcript has 4 exons. The coding region runs from base 299 to 1054 and encodes 251 amino acids. The record is from RefSeq and is a predicted model, not a curated record. NCBI's taxonomy places the organism in Eukaryota, Metazoa, Arthropoda, Insecta, Diptera, Calliphoridae.